UUUUUUAAUCGCUUCUGCCUUUCUAUCAAAUUUUUUAGGCUUCCAUUGACUUGUUUUUAUAAGUCACUCUCUAUAUAAUUCCCACCCUUAAAUCUCCCCCUCCAAACAGAUCAGUUCAUACCAGUUUUCUGAGUUAACCCACCUCUCUCUCUCUCUCUCUCCCACAAGAAUUUUCUUCCCUUUUUAAGAAUAUGGGGAACUAUAUUUCAUGCACUCUUGCCACCCCUUUGAUCAAGAUCAAUAGGGCAGCGAGGGUAAUCUUUCCCAAUGGUGAAGUCCGACAGUGCCGCGAACCCGUCAAGGCUGCCGAGCUCAUGUUUGAGUGCCCAAACUUCUUCCUCGUCAACUCCCAAUCCCUUCACAUUGGCCGGAGAUUCUCCGCACUCAGCGCUGACGAGGAGUUAGAGCUUGGCAACGUUUACGUCACGUUUCCUAUGAGGAGAGUGAAUUCUAUAGUCACGGCAGCGGAUAUGGCGAUUGUUUUCAUGGCGGCCAACUCGGCAGCUAAGCGGAUAUCCGGUGGAAAAUUCAGGAUCUUGCCGGAGUCCGGUACCAGUAGUACUGGUAAGCUGCAAGAGGAGGAGGCCUCCUCGUAUGCGGCAGUGGAGGAAAGCGAGGUUCGAGGUUCAAGGCUAAUUAGUCUGGACGACGGAGUUGAGGGGCUUUCUGGGCUAGAGAUGAAGUAUAGGUUAUCUGUAUGCAGAUCAAGGAAGCCAGUAUUGGAGACGAUAAAGGAAGAGCAAAUUUGUUCAAGAUAAGAUUAUAAGGAUGUAUUAAUAUUUAGGUAAUUAAUUCGUAGGGUACGUACGUAUAUAUAUUGGAAUAUAUAUCUAAUUAAUUAAUGUUGAUGAUGAUCUAGUGAAUAUUCAUGAAUUAUUUGCUCUUAAUUAUUAUUUUUUGCCUGGAGCUAGCGGAGAUAAUA
Juglans regia (Persian walnut) is the source of this 922-nucleotide messenger RNA. RefSeq lists its product as uncharacterized. The transcript has a single exon. The record is from RefSeq and is a predicted model, not a curated record. Bases 192 to 758 code for a protein of 188 amino acids. NCBI's taxonomy places the organism in Eukaryota, Viridiplantae, Streptophyta, Magnoliopsida, Fagales, Juglandaceae.